AUGGGUUGUUGUUACUCAUUGCCUUCAACUGUAGAUCCUAUUCAAGACCAGACGACCGAUGCAUCUUCCGAACCCAGAAACGGCAGAAGAGAAGAUCCACCAUUAACAAAAUUCUCUUUCUACGAUCUCAAGAUGGCCACCAGAUAUUUUAGUCCCGAAAACAUUGUUACGGAGCAUGGCUCCGAUAUCGUCUUCAAGGGUCGUUUGCAAAAUGGUAGCGUCAUCGCUGUCAAGAGAUUUAAUAGCACGGUUUGGCGUGACCCUAACCUAUUUGUGGAAGAGGCACAAAGAGUUGGGAGUUUAAGACAUAAGAGAAUCGUCAAUUUGAUUGGAUAUUGUUGUGAUGGAGAUAAAAGGCUUCUUGUCGCAGAUUUCAUGCCAAAUGAUACUCUUGCUAAGCGUUUAUUUCAGCGGAAGCAUCAAACCAUGGAUUGGCCUACGAGGUUGAGAGUAGCCUAUGGUGUAGCUGAGGCAUUGUGUUAUUGCAAUACGGCAGGCUUUGCUUCGUACAAUAAUCUAAGUGCUUACAAGGUUCUAUUUGAUGAGGAUGGAAAUGCAUGUCUUUCUUGUUUCGGCUUGGUGAAGAAGAUCAAUGAUGAUCAAAGAACAACAACAGGAAGUGUGAACCCUCAUAAUAUGACAUACAGAUUUGGUACUAUCCUUGUGAAUCUGAUAAGUGGAAAGCAAAUUCCUCCAAGCCAUGCUCCUGAGAUGAUACAUCGAAAGACUCUUGUUCAGUUGAUGGAUCCAUACCUGAAGGGGAGGUUCUCCAUGGAUGAAGCUACCGCAGUUCUCAAUCUCGCCAUUCAAUGUUUGCAGCACGAGGAUCAAGAGAGUCCCAACACAAGAGAGAUUGUUGCAGAGCUUGAAACCUUGCUAACUAGAGCAGAAGCUCCCUCUGAUGAAGUGAUUGAAACGACAACGCAACAAGAGGAGGUAUCAUCAUCAACUCGUAUUUCGCCACUAGGAGAGGCUUGUUCGAGAAUGGACCUUGCAUCUAUUCAUAAAAUCAUGGUGUCGACAGCAUAUGACGAUGACAAGGAUUUCAUCGAGUUAUCUUUCGAAGAAUGGAUACAAGAGGUGAAAGAACUUCAAGAUGUACGUAAACAAGGUGAUCAAGCCUUUGUAGAGCAAGACUUUAAACCCGCCAUCGACUGUUAUUCUCAGUUCAUUGAGGCUAGGUCAAUGGUGUACCCAAGUGUUUAUGCAAGGCGUAGUCUAUGCUAUCUAUUCUGCAAUGAGCCAGAUAAAGCCCUCCUUGAUGGGAUGACUGCACAAAGUGUGUACCCUGAUUGGCCAACCGCCUUCUACUUGCAGUCUGUGGCCUUAGCCAAACUCAACAUGAACAUUGACUCUACUAAUACUUUGAAAGAAGCAGCUAUUCUUGAAGCAAAGAGAAAGCACCAGUGA
Camelina sativa (false flax) is the source of this 1410-nucleotide messenger RNA. Its product is annotated as putative inactive receptor-like kinase BSK12. NCBI's taxonomy places the organism in Eukaryota, Viridiplantae, Streptophyta, Magnoliopsida, Brassicales, Brassicaceae. The record is from RefSeq and is a predicted model, not a curated record. Gene Ontology annotation, molecular function: ATP binding; protein kinase activity; protein binding. Gene Ontology annotation, biological process: brassinosteroid mediated signaling pathway; protein phosphorylation.